CAUUUCCCACCAGUUCUGCGCGAUCCUUUCUCCAGAGCGCUUCUUCCCUCUGUUUCCUCAUUGAUCGACGUUUGUCCGCUGGAUUAGCGCUUGGGUUCACCAUUUGAUCACCUCGCGGCUUUGUUUUUUUCCUUUCAUUCUCAACUGCGCAUCAGCCUUCUACAUAUUGAACCCUGAGCGUAAAGUGAGCAAAAUGGCCGACGAAGAUGGUGCCUCUCCAAAGGAGCUUGUCGUCGAGGCUUGCCGACGUGAUCAGCCUCAUUUGCUGAAAGAGGUGGUGAACGACAAUUUCGCAAAGAAGCCCAAGGAAGAAAUUGCAGCAUUCUUCAACGAUGUCACAGACUCCAUGGGAAAUUAUGCUCUUCAUAUCUGUGCUAUGUACGGCAGCUAUGACGCGAUGGAUUGGCUUUUCGAUGUAGAAGGUUUCGAGUGUGAUCCCCAGAAUCGAAUUGAGAAAGACACUCCUCUGCAUCUGGCCGUUCGCUAUGCCAACGAAAAGGAUAUCAAGCUUGGUCUGGCAAUGGUCAAAAUGAUGCUUGAAGCCGGCUGUGACCCCAGAGUCCGAAACAAGGCCGGGAAGAAGCCCGUUGACUUCACAAUCCCUCAAUACAAGGAGGUCAAGCUUGCAUUGCAAAGGGCAGAGUAUGCCCUCCAGGAGGGAGUGGAGCACGAGGGCCAAGACGAGGAUUCGGAUGAUGGGACGAGUGGCAGCGACGGUGGGUGAAAAAGCAAUUUUUGGGUGAAAUGGACGGGUUUCAUAUGUCAGGCUCCAUCUGAUCCCCACGCGCUUUACAGAAAACAAUUCCUUCUUCUUCCCCACCGUCAGGAAGCAGUGAAUACUCAAAUUUGAC
Coccidioides posadasii C735 delta SOWgp is the source of this 851-nucleotide messenger RNA. RefSeq lists its product as uncharacterized. The record is from RefSeq and is a predicted model, not a curated record. Gene Ontology annotation, molecular function: protein binding. NCBI's taxonomy places the organism in Eukaryota, Fungi, Ascomycota, Eurotiomycetes, Onygenales, Onygenaceae.